UCAGCUUCUGGGAGCCUCGGUGACAGGCUCCUUCAGGGAUUCCUCUAACCAAACUCAGUGCCAUCGAAUGGAUUGCAACACACAGCGAGCGAGCUUACAGGACAGGACGGAAUUGCCUUUGCGGCUUUACAAGACGGUGACUCUGGACUGGGGUAGAAAGCCUGGACUUUCUCCCGGGGAGCCACUGGUGUUUUAAAUCGGCUAAUCUUGAGGUUACAUAUGAGAAGCGUUUUCUAAAGCAGCAAGCUAUGCCCCGGAACUCCAGGAACAACAGUGGCGCGAGGGUUUCCGUUAUAAAUGUGAACUGUGGGGCUGCUGAGGAAAAAGAGAAUCAAAAGAGCUAUAUUGAAUGUAUGCCUCCAGAAAUCAUGUUACACAUUUUCGGUUGGCUAGACCCCCAGAGUCUGUGCACAGCUACAAUGGUGUGCAAGAGAUGGAAUGACAUCGUUAAAGAAAAUGAGUCCCUAUGGAAACAGCACUGUGAGGCUAUGAAAGAUGUGUGCCAAAAAGAAGUUGAUGCCGAUAUACAAAAUGAUUACUCCUGGAAGGCCACACUAUGGAGGAAUUACCGGAAGCAUCAAGUGAAACGUGCCUGGCUAAGUGGACGAUAUAGCAACAUAGACUCUCCCAGUGGCCUGCCAGGGCAAAGCAUGUGCCCAAUGGAUGCAGAGACCUGGGGGGAGAUUCUAGAAGUAGAACUGAAACGGAAAAAUUAUAAGCAACCUGUCAACUUGAGAGUCUAAAUCCAACCUUUAAAAGAAAACUAAGAGGUUGGACAUUUAAAAUCAUUUUAAUUUUUGCACUCUAGUGGAAACACUUUCUGAAUUUGUAAUAGAUAGAAAUCAUGAAACCGUAUUUUGUAAGAAAGCUGUACUGAAAGUGAUUUUAAAUGUACUAUUUAAUGUAUUUGUGUUAGUGCAUUAUGGCACUUUAAAUUCAGAGGAUUUGGUUGGUAUUUUCUGGAUAAUUCAACAAUUCUGAAAGCCAUUUGAAGCUGAAUUCAAGGUUCAUUAAGUAGGAAGCAUAACUAGGGAACAUUGGGCAAGUAAAACUGGUACCAAGACAUUUCAAUGAGUACGAGAUUUGUAUCUCAAUCCUUUUAAAGCUUUUCAGUUCAGUGUGAUCCAACUGAAUUGUCAAAUAGGCAAUUUUAAAGCAGGUUAAGCCUGUGGUUCAGUUUAAAAUUAAUCUUAAAAAGCGAAUGUUGGUCAAGAUUCCAAUUCCCAUUGUUAGAGACAGGACAUACCUGGGCAGGUUCUAGAACACCUAACCAGCAGCAGACCUUGUCGGUGAUAUUAGUGCCUUUGAGUCAAUUCGUACUCAGAGCGACCCAGAAUGAAACGCCACCAGGUCUUGCACCAUCCUCCUAAAGAUUGCUACAGUUGAGGCCAUUGUUGCAGUCACUGUCAGUCUGCCUCAUCAUGGGGUUUCCUCUUUUGCUUGAGCCUUUACUUAAGCGAGCAUGAUGUUCCUCUCCAGGGAAGGGUCCCUCCUGACUUGCUUAAGUAGAGCAUUGUCUUGGCUCUCCUUCCAAGACAAAUGUGUUCAUUCCUCGGGCAGUUCAGGGUAUAUCUAAUAUUGUUCACCAACAUUGUAAUUCAAAUGCAUCAGUUCUUCCAUGGUCUUUCUGAUCUGUUGUCUACCUGUCCCAUGCUUCAGAGGAGAAUCUAGAUUCCAUGGCUUGGAUCAGGCACAUCUUAGUCCUCAAAGGGACACCUUUGCUUUUUAACGUAAGGACUUUCAAGAAGUUGUUCGUAGCAGCAUGUUUUUCGCAGCAGCAGUUUGCCGAAGGCAGCAUGUAGUUUAAUUUGCUGACUAAUGCUUCCAGGGUGCUGAUCAUGGAUCCAAGUGCAAGGAAAUCCUUGACAACUUCAGAUUUUACCUCCUUUAUCAUGAUGUUGCUGACAGGUCCAAUUGUGAGGAUUUUUGUUUUCUUUAUGUUGAGGAGUAAUUGAUAUUGGAAGCUAUCUUCUUUUCUCUUCAUCAAUAAGUACUUCAAGUCCUCCUCACUUCCAACAAGCAAGGUUGUAUCAUGUGUGCAUCACAGUCUGCUUCUAAUCCUGAUGCCGCAUACAGCUUUGAAAGUGUGCUCCACUUAGGUUUGCUCAGCUUACUGGUGGACAAAGUAUGGUGCAAACAUUUCCUGGUUUUAUACUAUUCAGUAUCUCUUAUAUAUUCAAACGACUGCUUCUUUAUCUCUGUACAGACUCCACAUAAGCCCAAUUAAGUGUUCUGGAAUUCCCAUUCUUCUCAGUAGUAUCCGUCGU
This is a messenger RNA of Echinops telfairi (small Madagascar hedgehog), 2267 nucleotides long. It is a transcript of the gene FBXO48, whose product is annotated as F-box protein 48. The transcript has 4 exons. The record is from RefSeq and is a predicted model, not a curated record. Lineage: Eukaryota; Metazoa; Chordata; Mammalia; Afrosoricida; Tenrecidae. The coding region runs from base 249 to 743 and encodes 164 amino acids. Gene Ontology annotation, cellular component: SCF ubiquitin ligase complex. Gene Ontology annotation, molecular function: protein binding. Gene Ontology annotation, biological process: SCF-dependent proteasomal ubiquitin-dependent protein catabolic process.